Molecule: messenger RNA, 384 nt
Organism: Hydatigera taeniaeformis
Lineage: Eukaryota; Metazoa; Platyhelminthes; Cestoda; Cyclophyllidea; Taeniidae
Source: the annotation of a GenBank genome assembly
AUGCCAAACUGGGUGCCGCGAGCAAAUGGAACACUUGGUGUCAAAUCCAGCGGGCAGGCAGCCAAGCCGCCGCUGUCGCACGCCACUUCCUCCCAGCCAUCCAAAAUCAAAGGGAAUGCUGAAUCUAUUGACCACGUCAUCAUCAAUACCACCUCUGAUGCCACCGUCAUUUCUACUCUCGAACUCGGAACCACAUCUGUCGAUCCAAGCAAUGCCCUUCUGUUCCCGCCGCAAUCCACACAAGGCACUCUCUUGGUGGAGAAUAGACAGGAAAAUGGGACAGAAGCAUCUCUGGAAGCCCGUAAGAAGGCGGUGGAAGCAGCUCUGAAGCGCUACGAGUGCGCUCGACAAGCUUCUUGUGAAUAUCUUUCACAUGAGAAUUAA